Molecule: messenger RNA, 1704 nt
Organism: Priceomyces carsonii
Lineage: Eukaryota; Fungi; Ascomycota; Pichiomycetes; Serinales; Debaryomycetaceae
Gene: LCB2
Product: serine C-palmitoyltransferase
Exons: 1
Coding region: 1-1704 (567 amino acids)
Biological process (GO): sphingosine biosynthetic process; ceramide biosynthetic process
Cellular component (GO): serine palmitoyltransferase complex
Molecular function (GO): pyridoxal phosphate binding; serine C-palmitoyltransferase activity
Source: RefSeq, a predicted model, not a curated record
AUGAAGACAAUCCCAGACUCGGAGCCAAUACCCCCAGGCUUGUCACUCGAAAUCCCGAAUGCUCCACCAGACGAUAGAAAAGAGAGCGUUUUAGCGGAUUUGGAAUAUGGCCGAUUGACGUCGAAAGAUUAUUUGUAUGUCUCUAGCCAUCCUGUUGGAGAGCCAUUACCUCUGCCUAUUGAGGAUGAUCCGCCUUAUAUAUUUUACCUCUUAACUUAUCUAAACUACCUUAUUUUGAUUAUCAUUGGGCAUCUUCGAGAUUUUUUUGGUAAAAUAUUCUACCCCAAGAAUUAUGAAGAUUUGGUUGAAAAAGAUGGGUAUUCUCCGUGGUAUGAUGGUUUUGAAAAGUUUUAUGUUCGCCGUUUAAAGGCUAGAAUAGAUGAUUGUUUUGCUCGACCAAUUCAUGGGGCGCCCGGUCGUUUCAUCAAAUGCUUCAACCGAGUUAGAUAUGGUAAUUCGGGAUAUCUCUACGAUGGAACCUCAUCCGAAUGUUUGAAUCUUUCAUCUUAUAAUUAUUUGGGUUUUGCGCAGUCAAAAGGUGUAUGUACUGAAUACUCUCUAAAGCGUCUUGAAGAGUAUGGUACCUCGUGUUGUUCUCCCAGACUGAUAAUAGGUACCACUGACUUGCAUAAAAAGUGUGAACGUAUUGUGGCCAACUUUAUUGGUAAAGAAGAUGUUCUUUUAGUCUCUCAAGGUUAUGGAACCAAUGCUACUGUUUUCUCUUCUAUUUCGGAUACCAAGACGUUGGUAAUUUCAGAUGAAUUGAAUCAUGCUUCAAUUCGGUUUGGAAUUAGACAAUCUGGGGCUUCGGUCAAGGUUUUUAAACACAAUGAUAUGGAAGACUUAGAAAAGUUGGUGAGAAACCAAAUAGCUCAAGGGCAACCGAAAACUCAUAGGCCAUGGAGCAAAAUCAUCAUUGCAGUCGAGGGAUUGUAUUCAAUGGAAGGAAAUUUGUGUAACUUACCAAAGUUAAUCGAAAUUAAAAAGAAGUAUAAGUGUUAUCUAUUUGUUGACGAGGCUCAUUCGAUCGGUGCUUUAGGGGCUGAUGGAAAGGGAAUCUGUAACUACUUUUCGGUUGAUCCAUCUGAUGUUGAUAUUUUGAUGGGUACUUUUACGAAGUCUUUUGGUGCUACAGGUGGAUACAUUGCUGCUGAUAAAGCUAUUAUCGACAGACUAAGAUUAAACUAUAUUACUAAUGUUUACUCUGAAGGUGUACCUCCUCCUGUAUUAGGUCAAAUUAUUUCUUCAUUGAGUGUUAUUGAGGGCAAAUUGAAUCCUGGUGAUGGCCAAGAGAGAUUGCAAAGGAUAGCCUUCAAUUCGCGCUAUUUGAGGCUCGGUUUGAAAAAGUUGGGUUUUAUUGUAUAUGGUGCUGAUGAUUCACCAGUCAUUCCUUUAUUGAUAUUUUUACCAGCUAAAAUGGCAGAAUUAUCUAAAGUCUUAUAUGAUCGAAAGAUUGCUAUCGUUGUGGUUAGUUAUCCUGCUACACCAUUGGAUACUGCUAGAGCUAGAUUAUGUGUAAGCUCUGCAUUGACUAAAGAAGAUUUGGACUACGUUCUCACUCAAAUAAAUGAGGUAGCUGAAUUCUUGAAGCUCAGCAGUGGAAUUGCUGGUGGCUCAAAAGUUCCUGGAGAGCCACCAAGAUGGUCAAUCGAGGAUGUGAUUGCUACUAAUGUCGAGGAUUGCAAGAAGCCAAUUUUGGGAUAG